UUCAUGUUGUUGAGAGAAAAAACCAACUUGUUUUUAGUUUUUUAAAACAUUUAUUUGCCGGUACUUUUCGAAACCCCAAAAAUCCCAAAACCCCAAAACCAUCUCCAUCAGUAUACCAGUCACUUCACCAAAUCUCUCAACACUGAGAAAGAAAACCCAAAAUGGCAUCGCCACCGCAGCCACCUCCGAUGACAAACGCGUUUGCAUUGACACCACACAAAGUCUCAGUUUGUUUACUUCUUCAAACCUACGCGUUACCUGCUCAAACAACACCACCGUUCCCUUUCUCCUCCGUCUCUCAACACAACCGUCUUGGGCUCUACUUAUUAGCCCUCACAAAAUCUUAUGAUGAUAUAUUGGAGCCAAAGCUAGAGGAGUUGUUGAAUCAAUUGAAGGAAAUCAGUGGGUCAUUGGGGCAUUGGUUGAUAGAUCAUUUGACAAGCAGGUUAUCAUCUUUAUCAGCGCCGGAUGAUUUAUUUAGCUUCUUUACUGAAAUGAGAGGGAUACUUGGAGGAUCGGAUUCAGUUGUUAUGGAAGAUAAUCAAGUUAUUUUGGACCCAAAUAGCAAUCUGGGAUUGUUUCUCCGUCGUUGCAUUCUCACAUUUAAUCUCUUAUCGUUUGAGGGUUUGUGCCAUCUUUUGACAAAUAUUGGGAGUUAUUGUAAAGAAGCCAUGUCAAGCUGCAUGCCAUAUGAGACACGGCUUUUAGAUGAGUCCAGUAAUGAUUUGGAGACAUUAUCAGAAUAUGAGAACAUGGACUUGGAGAAUUUCAUGUUCGGAAAAGUUAAUGAAGAAAUUGAAGCAAGGAAACAGGCCAGUGAAAGAGUUCCUUUUCACCUUCAUGGGCCUAAAGCACUUUCUGGAUUGGUUGAAGAUAUAGAGGUUGUUGCAGAUCCAAGUUCCAAACAUGGUGACAAAUGUGGAGAAACUAGUGCAUACGUACAUCCUCCAGGAAAUGAAUUGAGAGAUGUUGAUCCCUAUGGGGAGAUAUUCCUAAGAACAAACUGGCAGGUACAAGGUUACUUAAUGGAGCAAGCAGAUGCAAUUGAAAAGCAUGACAGUUCUUUCUCUUUAAAUUCUUUUGAGCUUGUUUUAAGGCAGAUUAAAAAAUUGGCACCUGAGCUACAUCGUGUUCACUUCUUACGAUAUUUGAACAGCCUGUAUCAUGAUGAUUAUUUUGCCGCUUUGGAUAAUCUUCAUCGCUACUUUGAUUAUAGUGCAGGGGCCGAGGGAUUUGAUUCAGCUCCAUCUUCUUCUGGGUCCAAUAGCUCUGGAAGAUAUGAGAUUGGUCUGAUAUAUUUGGGGAUGAUGCAUUUACACUUUGGGCAUCCUAAGCAAGCUUUGCAAGUUUUAACUGAAGCAGUUCGUUUUUCUCAACAGCAAAGUAGUGAGAGUUGUCUUGCGUACACUUUAGCAGCUAUAUGCAAUGUAUUGUCUGAAUUUGGUUGCUCAAGCUCAGCAGGAGUACUUGGAACUUCUUUCUCACCUAUAACCAGCAUGGACACUUCAUUGUCUGUUGGGCAACAAUUGUUUGUUCUCUUGAGGGAGUCUCUGAAGAGAGCAGAAAGUUUAAAGUUGAAACGAUUGGUUGCUUCUAAUCAUCUUGCUCUGGCCAAAUUUGAUUUACUGCAUGUGCAAAGACCUCUGCUGUCAUUUGGUCCCAAAGCUUCCAUGAAGCUGAGAACAUUUCCAAUCAAUGUUUGCAAGGAAUUAAGAUUAUGUUCUCAUUUGAUUAGCGAAUUUGGCUCUGAAAGCUCCACAAUGACAACUGAUGGUGUUUUUAGUACAACAUGGCUCAACAAUCUUCCAAAGUCAAUGGAUUCACCAUUGUUGCCCCAAGAGAAUGCACAUCGAAACAAUUGUGAUGCACACCGAUUCUUUACGCAACUCAGCUCAGUUCCCAAAUCUGUUUUGCAAUUAUUAGGUUCUUCAUACAUAAUGCGCUCCACUGCUUGGGAGAUGUAUGGCAGUGCUCCUCUUGCUCGAAUAAAUUCGCUGGUUUAUGCCACUUGCUUUGUUGAUGCUUCAAGUUCAUCUGAUGCAGCUUCAGUACAUGCAAAGCUCAUCCAGCAUUUAGCAGUAUUUCGAGGAUAUAAAGAGGCCUUUGCUGCUCUUAAAGUAGCUGAAGAGAAGUUCUUAACUGUCUCAAAAUCUGUAAUUUUGCUACUAAAACUGCAGCUACUCCAUGAGUGUGCUUUGCAUCGAGGAAAUCUGAAGCUAGCACAACAAGUAUGUGAUGAACUUGGAGUUCUGGCAUCAUCUGUCAGUGGUGUGGACAAAGAUCUGAAGACUGAAGCAAGCCUUCGCCAUGCUCGCACAUUGCUUGCAGCAAAUCAAUUCAGCCAGGCUGCCGCUGUUGCACAUUCUCUCUUUUGCAUGUGUUACAAAUUCAAUAUGCAGGUUCAGAAUGCCACUGUUCUUCUUUUGCUGGCAGAAAUUCACAAGAAAUCAGGCAAUGCUGUUUUAGGCCUUCCAUAUGCAUUAGCAAGCCUCUCAUUUUGCCAGUCAUUUAAUUUGGAUCUACUCAAGGCAUCAGCCACUCUUACCUUGGCUGAGUUGUGGCUCUCAUUAGGAUCAAAUCAUGCAAAGAGGGCUCUGACCCUUAUACAUGGGGCUCUACCCAUGAUUCUUGGUCAUGGAGGGUUGGAGCUCCAAGCGAGGGCUCAGAUCACUGAAGCAAAAUGCUAUUUAUCUGAUCCAAGCUAUUCAGUUUUUGAAGAUUCUGAGGUUGUGUUAGAUCUUUUGAGGCAAGCUUCUGAUGAGCUUCAAGUGUUGGAGUAUCAUGAGUUGGCUGCGGAAGCUUUCUAUUUGAUGGCCCAUGUAUUUGACAAACUUGGGCAACUUGAGAGGAGAGAAGAAGCUGCAGCUUCAUUCAAGGAACACAUGAUGGCUCUAGAGAAUCCUCAGGAUGAGGAUGAUCCUUUACUGAACAUGUUGUGAAGAAAAUUACAGUUGUAUUUCAUGCAAGUUAGAAUCCUGGUUAUUUUAACAACAGUAGCUUUUACUUACUAUGCUUUCCACCAUGUAACAUUUCUCUGGAGAACUUGAGAUGCGUAUAUGAGAAUUAAGAUGCGUACCUUGAUUCAUAA
Molecule: messenger RNA, 3088 nt
Organism: Populus nigra (black poplar)
Lineage: Eukaryota; Viridiplantae; Streptophyta; Magnoliopsida; Malpighiales; Salicaceae
Product: anaphase-promoting complex subunit 5
Exons: 20
Coding region: 162-2939 (925 amino acids)
Biological process (GO): protein K11-linked ubiquitination; positive regulation of mitotic metaphase/anaphase transition; anaphase-promoting complex-dependent catabolic process
Cellular component (GO): anaphase-promoting complex
Source: RefSeq, a predicted model, not a curated record